AUGGCCGCCGUCAUGAUUCAAACACAAUGCGCGUCUUCGGACGAUACCAGGUCACCGGGCUCUGUGCUCAAAUUGGGCUCGCCACCUCUUGAUGCAGGAUCGACUGGACCAGAAGCGCUGCUCAAAGGCGCGACUAGUGUCUUUGAGAUUGCGCCCGAGACCGCGCUAUUACUUUUCUGCAACAAUGUCGAAAAACUGGUUGCGCAUUUUGAGAGAAUACCUACUUCUGCCUCUUCUUUCCCAAAUUCCAAUGGCUCGACUCCGAUGGAGCCACGCACGCCGAUGGAAGAAGAACCGCCGAGCGUCGGACUACAUUGUGGUGACGCAGACGAUGCGAAUGGCGACCGAUUCAAAGGAGACACUUUUCAACUGCGGAUACUCUCGAGGAAAUUCCUUUCUAAGAAGAUACCCCCGAUUGCGCUGAAGGAUUACCUACAACGUCUACAACGAUACUGUCCUAUGUCGACCGCUGUACUUCUCGCGGCGAGUGUUUACAUCACCAGGAUGGCUCUCGUGGAGAAAGUGGUCCGCCCUUCACCGAAGAAUAUGCAUCGACUCGUCCUCGCGGGUGUAUUAGUAGCCACGAAGGCCCUCGAAGAUCUCAGUUUCCCGCACAGUCGCGUGGCGAAAGUCGGUGGUGUCUCUGAGCCGGAGCUUUCUAAACUCGAAAUCACUUUUUGCUUCCUGGCCGACUUUGAUCUGCGCGUGGAUGCGCAGAUGUUGAUGGAUGAGGCAAGAACCCACUGCACUGAGAACCUGCAUUUAUCCGAACCUGAGCCUUUGGAGCAGAAUUAA
Molecule: messenger RNA, 795 nt
Organism: Penicillium brasilianum
Lineage: Eukaryota; Fungi; Ascomycota; Eurotiomycetes; Eurotiales; Aspergillaceae
Source: the annotation of a GenBank genome assembly